Impatiens glandulifera is the source of this 444-nucleotide messenger RNA. RefSeq names its product chaperone protein ClpD, chloroplastic-like. Gene Ontology annotation, biological process: cellular response to heat. Bases 28 to 339 code for a protein of 103 amino acids. Gene Ontology annotation, molecular function: ATP hydrolysis activity. The transcript has a single exon. Gene Ontology annotation, cellular component: cytoplasm. The record is from RefSeq and is a predicted model, not a curated record. NCBI's taxonomy places the organism in Eukaryota, Viridiplantae, Streptophyta, Magnoliopsida, Ericales, Balsaminaceae.
AUUUGUAUUGUACAUUUCUUGUCAAAGAUGAUCGAGAUAUUGAACCUAAUGUUGGAAGAAGUGAAGGGAAGGCUAGCAUCUAUUGGAAUCAGUUUAGAGGUUUCGGAGGCAGUUAUAAAGCUUAUAUGCGAACAAGGUUUCGACAGGAGUUAUGGUGCCCGACCUCUUAGAAGGGCUGUUACCCUUAUAAUCGAGGAUGUCCUGAGUGAAGCUAUUCUUUCGGGUAAGUACAAACCAGGUGAUACAGCAUUUCUCGAUUUGGAUCAAACCGGAAACCCUAUUGUUAUGGAUCAAUCCGACAAAAAUAUGUAUUUGACUGACACUACAUCCAUCUUAUAAUAGAUGACGAUGCGUGCAAUCCACUAUAGCCAUUUUAAUGUAUAUUCAAGUAACUUUGAAAUGUAUAGAUAGAUUAUUAAUAAAGGUUUUUGGAUUUUAUUCUAA